Molecule: messenger RNA, 1575 nt
Organism: Myxozyma melibiosi
Lineage: Eukaryota; Fungi; Ascomycota; Lipomycetes; Lipomycetales; Lipomycetaceae
Exons: 5
Coding region: 151-1470 (439 amino acids)
Source: RefSeq, a predicted model, not a curated record
UAUCUGCGCUGGACAAUAGCCAGGGCUGAGACAGCAGGUGGUUUAUAAUUUUUGGAUAUCGCUCUUUCGACGCGACAUUUUGAUCUGUACUGAAGAUAUAUACAACCAGACACAUCUACAGACUUAUCGAAGCGCUGAAUUGAGACGAACAUGGCCGAAGCACUAGCAAAGAUAACGCAUUAUCUAAAGCUAGCUGACCAGCAGCUGGACAAGGUCAUCCUCUACGUCCAAACCAGCAGCCAGCAAGCCACCGACUUUGCCCAGCAGUACCUUGCAAACGCAACGAAGCGCGAGUACAUACUGAUUCUUGCGGGCGUAAUUAUUUUACUGCAGGUAGUGCUGAUAUCGGUGAAGUUGGUUGAUGUCUUCAGAGCUACCAGUCAGGCGCCUGCGGUGAAGAAUGCUAGCGAGAAGAAGAAGGCGGAUAGCAAAGCUGUCUGGACGCCCGUUGAGUUCAAAACACCUACUCCACCGCCCUACCCAAACUGGGACAUCAAGACCACCAAACCGAUAUCCUAUCGUCCAUUCAAACACAACUACCACGUCACCAUGGGCAUCCGGAACCUGAACUGGGAAGACUGGAUUGAGCUCGACAACGAGUUUCCGAAGUUCCACGACCGGAAGGUCGAGCGACUGGCAGAGCGCGGCGAGAAACUUGUCUCGACGUUUCCUGAUGCUUUCGACGCCGCUGUCGAGCUGCUCGAGGAGUUCAGAGAGUGGCUGCCGGCGAGAUAUCCCAGUCUUUUCAAGAAGACCGCGGUCGGAAUUGACAACAUUGUUACGGGUGAGAGUUUCAAUAUCAAGGAACGCCCGCUCAAGCGUGAUCCUAUGGAAAUUGCAGCUCUCUUAAUUCAAGAUGAUUUAGCAAUCAUGAUGCCUGGAGAAGAUGGCCAGUAUUACCUGAAAGCCGGAUGUAUCCUAUUAGCUGGAUUCUGGAGACUGUCUGAUAAACUUGGAAUGCCAUUGUCCGAAAUUCACACAUCUGGUGACGUCCCCCAGUUCAGAGAGAAGCUUCAAACCUCAAUGGAGCGCUUCUUCGUCCGCAUGAAGGUCGACAAGCCUGUUUCAAGAAACAACUACUUCCUUCAAACCGACGAAGACCUAGGCUGGUCUGCAGCCAUUGGCCCCGAAGACAGCGACAAUAUCGGCUGGAACGCUGCCGCGUACGCAUCCGACAUUAGCAAGAUGCAUUUCAGAUCCGAGAGACAGACGCUUCGCCGACUGCCAAAAUCCGGCGGCAUUGUUUUCACUAUCCGUACGUAUUUCGUCCCACUCACAGAGUUGGCUAAAGAGCCUUAUCUUCCUGGCCGUUUGGCGGAUGGUAUGAGAGCUUGGACUCACGACGUUGCGGAAUACAAGGGGAAGGCGAAGUACGCAGAGAUUACGCUGAAGUUCUUGGAUGAAGAGCAUCAGAGGCAGCUCGCGAAUGGCUUGGAUCCUUCGAAGGAGCCCAAUGACUACCCCUAUUAGUAUACGCAAUGAGAUGCAUGUUUUAGAAUUUCCUGGCAUUUUAUUAAUGACUACUUGUUUUGUGCUUUCAUACUGGGAGGAUGAAAUGUAUAUAAAGAUUACCAA